AUGAAGCUGUAUUCUACACUCACAGCAUAUGUAGUCGAAGAUGACGGGUGUCGCCUCAUCUGUUCCAAAAUCGAUGGCCGACUAUCUGUGGAUCCAACACCUGAUGUUAUACCUAUGGACGCCGAAGAAGUGUGUGAUAUAAUAUCCGUUAUUGGACGAAUAGAUAUUGAUGGUGUAAAUUAUUUGCUCUUCGUUAGUGAAAGUACGAGAGUUGCGGAGUUCACCCAAUCAGAUAAGAAACAUGCUGUCUAUCGGAUUGAUCGGGUCAGAGCAAUACCUCUGAAUUCCACUGUAACCUCUGAUGGCGAUCCUGCGACAUCUGUUUCAACCUCCGAAAUGGCCACACGAAACACUCCAAAGCCAGCUGUUAUGCUUGAUGAGGUGCUUCGGAUUUUCAACGACCACCCAGACUUCUAUUUCUGUUUUGGUAGAGAUAUCACACACUCUACUUAUAGGAACUUCUCUUCACCUGGUGCAGAUCCUGACGGACGUUUCUUUUGGAAUAAAGUGUUGCUCAAAGAUCUACUGAAUGAGUCUGCCAACAGAGAUCUGGCAAGAAAAUGGAUUGUGCCAAUUAUGCAAGGGAGUAUAUCAUGUGACACAUUGUCAGUUGGAGAUGACCCUCAAAUCCCUUCCUCACUGAAUAUCACUCUGAUAUCCCGGCGGUCAGUACAUCGCGCAGGUGUAAGAUAUUUGAGAAGGGGAAUCGACUGCGAGUCUAAUGUGGCGAACUUUGUUGAAACGGAAUUGAUUCUCGAUAUUUUUGGUCACCACUUGUCUUUUCUGUAUAUAUGUCAUGCAGUUGACGUAUCUUUGGUUGCUUGCAGAUUUUCUCGACGCUAUUCUUUGUCCUCACUUCUUAUCUACUCUAGAAUUCAUGAGAUCUAUCAUGCUGCUAAGAUGGAUUGUCCUGAUCUAUACCUUGUAUCAUUCGAUCUUCAUCGACAUUGCCGAGGCCUAAAAUUUGACAAAAUCAACGAUCUUAUUAGUCAGCUGGAAGAACUACUCACACAAAUAGGGUAUUGUUGGGUAGACAAGACAGGUGAAAUAGUUAAAACUCAAAAAGGUGUCGUGCGAACCAACUGCGUGGACUGUCUUGAUCGGACGAAUGUCGUACAAUGGGUCUGCAUGCGUCAAGCGCAGCGACUGGGACUGUUCGGUCCCCUUUGUGAACCGCCAGAGGCUCUAGUCACACUUCUUCAGAAUAUGUGGGCCGAUAACGGAGACGUUAUAUCUACUCAGUAUGCAGGGACAGCGGCUUUGAAAGGAGAUGUGACAAGGAGUGGAGAAAGACGACUUGCUGGAAUCAUGCGUGAUGGGUAUAAUAGUGCAUCUCGGUAUUAUCUUUCCCAUAUUCGAGAUUCUAGUCGGCAGAAGGCAAUAAAUGCUCUCUUGGACUACAAAGAUCAAGGUUCUGAAUCUAUGGCAGACACUGACUCCGAUUCGGAAGAAGAUGAAAAUGUGUGUCGAUUGGUGGCCGAAACUGUACAUUUUCUUCUACCGGAAGGAGAAGUCGUCGAGGUUGGGCCUUGUGUAGUUCAGAGCAGAACGCGGACGCGAUCGACACAGUCUUACUUCUCACAAGAAACAAGUUGUUCAUUGCUGUUUACGAAUGAUGAUUUUGAAAAACUUGAGGAUGUUCGAAUUGUCCCGCUGGAUGAUGUUACUUCGAUAGAGGCCGUUUCAUCUCGAUCUGCUCCGGGUUUACUUAGAGCUACACGCAUGCUCAUGCAGACAGCUGGCUGGCGGGCUGGGAGAACUCGUCUGUUCAACAAUGUCGCUAUUCGACUGAGAUCUAUAGAAGAGGCUGCUGAAUACACGGAAUCUAUCGCUGAACAGGAUAUUCCUGUCCAACGGGUUGAGCGACUUUCUCUCCCAAGAUCUAGCAAUACCGCUAAAAAAGCACUGGCGUCAGUAGCCGCGGCAUUCAAAAUGCGUGUACGUCGUCCACAAGCUGCUGCAACCAUACCAACUAGCAGAUCUUAUGUCGACGAGGAGCGUGGACGCGUCACAACGAAACCUGAACCAACUUUGAUCGAUUUCGAGCUGGUCGACACGGAUUGCUCAGCACGUGAAUCGGUUGCGGAAUUUCGCGAUGACAUGAACUCCAACACUGCAACCAUCGUUCCUCCACAGAUUCAUGUGUCGGCAUCAGACAGUUGCCUUGUGGCUGAAGGAAGCCGACCAACGCCUUUGUCCGGCGGACUCGUUGGUCGCAUUCGAGGGCUGAAGCCAUUUACACGCUCGAAUGAUUCUAGCGCGGCCGCGAAUAGUCCAUUUGAAAGUCUAACCCCAGUUAUGUCUGCUUCUCGAACUAAUUUCAUCAUGCUU
Ostertagia ostertagi is the source of this 2331-nucleotide messenger RNA. The record is from the annotation of a GenBank genome assembly. NCBI's taxonomy places the organism in Eukaryota, Metazoa, Nematoda, Chromadorea, Rhabditida, Trichostrongylidae.